AUGAGUGACGAAGAAUAUGCGGAUCUCGACAACGAACAGCAGCUUGAUCUCUAUGAGUACUGGGACACCGAGGAGCAGGCUAAGAAGGGAGGUGUCAAGACUUUUGAAGUCAAAGAAGAAGGCGGUCUGAUCUUUGACAGUGGCAAAUCUGACUAUGCUGUUACAGUCGAGCGGGUACUGGGAGUCGAUGGCUCGGGGGAAGCAAUGGCCGAGGACGGCAAAACCCACACCGCGCAAAUGACUGUGCUCAUCCUCAAGAUAGUGGUCGCUGCGAAGCCAGGUUGUCGAAUCCGAUCGGUUGAGGCAACGCUGAGGCUGGACAACCCAAAGGGUGGCUCUCAGCCCAACCCUGUUGUGCAAGCCUGGGCUCCGUUUCGCAAACUGCAGCUCACUAAUCCGACGGCCGCGAAGAUAAAGCAGACGAGUAAUACGACCGUCGGCGCCCAAGCUACCUACCAGGGCGCUGGUUUCCACACAGACCACAGUCGAGGGUAUGAGAUCGACUUCGAGCGCACAUACUACGACUUUGCGUAUUCCACUCCGUGCAUGGACCCAACAUCACACAAGAGGGCCGGGGUGACGUGGUACAUGGAGCAGAACGACCUUCAAAAUAGCAGUGUUCUGCUAGAGACUUUUGCCGCCAUCCUCUUCACACGAGCGAGCGACGGUCCCUACCUUGUAAGGUUUGACAUUGACGUUCGCGGCGGCACCCUCUACGACUUCUCAAACAAGCUCAAGAGAGCCUUCGGUCUUGGACCAGGCCACACGAAGCCAUUCCUGGUGCAUCCGUCUCCAAAUCCCAAGGUCCGUGGAGGAGAGGGUAACGACUUUCUUCUCGGUAUCCAAAACUUGAAGGAUGAUCUCGGAAAGCUACGAGCAGAGCACGACAGCACAGGACUAAAGAUUGUUCGUAAGUCGGGCCAGGGGGGCUCUGCGGAGGAAGAACCAACGCAGCCGGGUUCCGAUAAUGCCGAAAAUGAGGCUGAAGGAGAGGACACCAGGGUGAAUUUUGCAGAGGAUGAUGGGCAGGAGGAGGGGGAGGGGGAGGGUGGAGAGUUCAACCCUUGGGCAGACGAAGCUUGA
This is a messenger RNA of Cladophialophora immunda, 1083 nucleotides long. RefSeq lists its product as uncharacterized. The coding region runs from base 1 to 1083 and encodes 360 amino acids. The transcript has a single exon. The record is from RefSeq and is a predicted model, not a curated record. NCBI's taxonomy places the organism in Eukaryota, Fungi, Ascomycota, Eurotiomycetes, Chaetothyriales, Herpotrichiellaceae.